GGCGGUGAUCUCGACCUGGGUGAGGGGAGGAAGCAGGAUGGAUCAGGGUCGCCUUCAACUCGAGGACCUCCCGAACGGUGCUGCCUGCAGUGUCGGCCUCAGCCAGGUCGUUGGGGUCCAGCGCGCCUCCCCCUUCCCGCAAACCGGACGGCCUGCCUGGCCUUGCCCUUGUCGAUCAGGCGACGGAACUGGCGAAACGUGGCCUCAUUGGCGUCGUCCUUGCCGACAGGCCUGGUGGCCAGGAGGGCGUUGUUGCGCUCAGCCUCCUGUACGAGCUGCUCGAAGUCCCCCUUCUCCCAUUGGUCCACCCGCCGCUCCACCGUCUUGGCGAUGUCCUUGCGAGUGGCAUCUGGCGCCCGAUAGAGAAUCGUGCAUGCAGAUGAGGAUGCGCUCGCUCGCAGCUGCUCCCCACGCCACCGACGGCCCUCGGUGGCAAGCAGCCGGGCCAGCCGCUUCCCCGAAGCGUCCGGCGGAUCCCAGAGACACGUGCCGAGGCGGGCGUGCCAGCGCUGCCAGUCGGUGUCCAU
Messenger RNA from Vitrella brassicaformis, 527 nucleotides. Lineage: Eukaryota; Vitrellaceae. The record is from the annotation of a GenBank genome assembly.